Messenger RNA from Tarenaya hassleriana, 1460 nucleotides. Its product is annotated as ethylene-responsive transcription factor CRF2-like. NCBI's taxonomy places the organism in Eukaryota, Viridiplantae, Streptophyta, Magnoliopsida, Brassicales, Cleomaceae. Gene Ontology annotation, biological process: regulation of DNA-templated transcription. The transcript has 2 exons. Gene Ontology annotation, molecular function: DNA binding; DNA-binding transcription factor activity. The record is from RefSeq and is a predicted model, not a curated record. The coding region runs from base 648 to 1460 and encodes 270 amino acids.
UGCGUGAAUGUAAUCAUUCACAGAUAUUAAUUUAAAUAUAUUAUAAGAACAAAGAAAAAAACGUUGAAGUGGCAAAAGAAGCGGGUGAAACGCCGUUUUGGGAUCCUAUAAAAGAGUAUCCUUUUCGUGGAGUUGUUCCUCUCUAUUCCCAUGUGCUCUGCCGCUUUUCUAUCUUCCUCUUCUUCUUCCCUCUCACCACUCAAAAAUUUUCUCGGAAUGUUGUUAGGCUUCGACCCUGCUGCUCUCAGCAAGAAAGUAGCAUCCUCCUCCUCUUUUUCCUGAUUCCAAAAGCGAAAAGCUUUUAUUUUUCUCCACUGUUCCUUUCCUCUCUUCUUCUGCUUUCCGGGAAAAUCUUCGCGCUUCUGUAAUCUCUACCUCGUCGUUUCCAUAGCUCGUCGCUUUCCGUGAAAUUUCUCGUCCUUCGAUAAAACUUUUGCAGAGAAUCACUCUCUCUCUCUCUUCUCGUUCAAGCUUCUUCUCCUUUUCGUUUUCCUUUAUUCUGUCCCCCUCCUUUUUUCCCCCUUCUGAAAAUCUCUCUUUUCGCUUUCAAUGCUUUUCCUCACUCUCUGAUAUGUGUAUAGACAGAGCCACACACACAGAGUUACAGUGACAGUCAGAGUCAGAGACCCUGUUUGGAUAGCGAGAAAAUGGAAACGGAGAAGAAAGUCGUUCUCCGGAGAAUCAAAUCCACAGAGCACAGAAUCGUCAACAGCACCAGAACAGUACCCACGACAUUCGAGUUCAACCCACCCAGAAUCCUACGCAUCUCCGUCACCGAUCCAGACGCUACCGAUUCCUCCAGCGACGAAGACGAAGAACACGAAAACUCCAAACGACGCGCCAAGAAGUUCGUCAGCGAGGUUGUGCUCGAAUCGUUUUCCACGAAGACCGGCGGUGGUGGAGGAGCCAGGAAGAGGCGGAAGACGGCAACAACGGCUGCGGCGGAGAGGAAAUUCCGGGGAGUGAGGCGACGGCCGUGGGGGAAAUGGGCGGCGGAGAUAAGAGAUCCUCUGAGACGUGUACGUCUCUGGUUAGGAACCUACGACACGGCUGAGGAAGCCGCCAUGGUUUACGACAACGCCGCCAUCCAGCUCCAUGGCCCCGACGCGCUCACCAACUUCGCCACUCCGCCGACGCGUACGGCGUCUCCGUUCUCAGUCGAGGAAACCUCCGGGAGAUCAACGGUGGCGGCGGAGAAGACCUCGACCACCGUGACGGAGACGUUCUCAGAGUCUCUGUUCCUAAACGACGACGUUUUCGAUUUCCGGAGCUCGGUCCCCGACUUUUUCGGCGGUAAUAUCUUCAGGGAAGACCUCUUCUCAGAUACGAGUACGGGUUUGGAUCUCGGGUUCGGAUCCGGAUUCGGAUUCUCCAGCUGUCACGUGGAGGACGUGGAGGUGGAGGACCGUUUUCAAGACAUUGGGGAUUUAUUCGGGUCGGAUCCUCUCCUCGCGGUUUAA